Messenger RNA from Aureobasidium subglaciale EXF-2481, 1773 nucleotides. RefSeq lists its product as uncharacterized. The record is from RefSeq and is a predicted model, not a curated record. Lineage: Eukaryota; Fungi; Ascomycota; Dothideomycetes; Dothideales; Saccotheciaceae. Gene Ontology annotation, molecular function: phosphatase inhibitor activity; chromatin binding; transcription corepressor activity. Gene Ontology annotation, biological process: negative regulation of transcription by RNA polymerase II; negative regulation of phosphatase activity. The transcript is spliced from 3 exons. The coding region runs from base 1 to 1773 and encodes 590 amino acids.
AUGGCGGACUUUGAUCAGCUCGAAAUUCGCCGAUUAGAAUUGGAAGCGAACGUGGCAAAGCUACGCAAAUCUUUGCAGCACUGGCGAACAUGGGACGCAGAAUAUGAAGGCCUGAAAGAGGAACUUUCAUCAGGCGUGAACGUUCAAACUGAAAAGGAUUGCACACGUAUUAGUGACAAAUUUGGUGGAGAGCUUGUGAACGAAAAAGAAAUAUUUGAACUAUUUGGAGUUGGCAAAGGACCAAUUCGCCAUCCUAUAGAGGUCAGCCGACUUGUUGACAGGCGGCUUGAUUAUGUACAGCAAAACGUGACGACAAUUUCCAACCAGGUGGAGAAGCUCGAUGGUCAAUUGUCUGAACUGCUAGAAGAAAUGGACAAAGAAGAUGGCGACUCCCAAGAACCCGGACUACCCAUGACUGAGAUCAUCGAAGAACUGGAUGAGGAUGGAAACGUUAUAUCGAGCAAAGUCACCCAGCCAGAACAACAAACUGCACAAAUAAUCGAAACGCUUCGAAAGGCUGGAUUGAAAGACAUGGAUUCCAAGUCGAAACAGGGAGACGCGGCCAAAAACUCGCUACCUGCAAGCGACGAAAAGUCCGAUAUCAGUCCUGCGAACAAGGUCCCGGAUGCGUCAACAGUGACAGCUGGUGCUCCAAAGACUAGUAAGAAGGGAGUCAGUUUCGCAGAAGAGGUCCAGGAAAGAGAGAUCCCGUCUCGUGCCGACAAUGCCAAUGCCAGCAAAUCAUCCAGAGUCAAUCCUGCCUUGUUCAAUGGCACAUUUGCAAACGGCGACCGUGUCAUUGAAUUGGACGACGACGACGAUAUCAUUGCGACUCAGGCAGUGAUUCCCGAAGACGAGUCACCCGAAGACGCACAACUACGAAGGGAAAUGCUACAGUACAAUCUGAACGAAGUCGGUCAGGUCGUGGCCGAGUUGGACCUGGACGAAAAUCUAUCAGAGUUUGAGGACGAUGAAGACUACUUCGAUGAUGAUUACGAUAGCGAGAUGUCAGAGGAAGAAGAUGAGCAUGGGAGAUCACUUCGCCCUGGAGUCAGCAAAAACUACAGAGAUCAGAUGCAGGAGUUGGAAGAACAGCUUCGCUCGAGAGUAAUUGGUAAUCUCGGACCCAAUCUCGAAGAAGUCGAUCCUGUAUACGAUCCCGAAGGGCUUCGCCGACUUGUGGUUCGUGGCGAGCAAGGGGCUCCGGAGGAGACUACCAAAUCAGCAGUGUCUAAAGGCAAAGAGGCAGCUAAGCCGGACGCACCCGCGAGAAAAGGAGUCAGAUUCUCAGAGCAACUGGAUGUACAGGAAGCACCCAAGGCAACAGACACUCCUGCCAUCUCCAAGCCACGCUUUGCGCCGAUUGCGGACAUCGUCGAGCGUGCAGCUUCAAAGGUCGAAGCUCCUUCACAACCAAUCAAACCAGCCAAAGUAUCCCGCUUCAAGCAAAAUAGAGCCGCCGCUCCCGAGGCCGACGAGCAAGAACGUGAGCAGAAGCCAGCCGCCGGCUCUGUCAUGUCGGAUACCAUUAUGGAGAAACCGUUGGCAUCUUCCGGCAAUGCACGGGCUCCAGAGGAGGCAGACGAGCUUGAUCCGGACUUACAACAGCGUCAAUUGGCUUCAGAGUACUAUCGUCUGCGCAAUAACGUGAUCCGCCAACAAGGUGGUUUCAAGGAAACGGAAGAGGAGAAGGACGAUCCUUUGAUGGAGCAGUUCCCCGAUGGCAAGCUGAAGAAGGUGAGCAGGUUCAAGGCUGCGAGGAUGAAGUUUUAG